Botrytis cinerea B05.10 is the source of this 990-nucleotide messenger RNA. RefSeq names its product Bcaim1 (gene Bcaim1). The transcript has a single exon. Bases 184 to 720 code for a protein of 178 amino acids. Lineage: Eukaryota; Fungi; Ascomycota; Leotiomycetes; Helotiales; Sclerotiniaceae. The record is from RefSeq and is a predicted model, not a curated record.
GAACCGUAGCAGUAGCAAUUACCGUACACAACGACGCCAACAAUCCCAUAUAAGCACACAACAAAUCACAGUUGAUAUUCCAAAAUCUUUCAUAAUAUAAGAUUCACACAUUCCUUCAAUCAACACGCCCAAAGCCAGCGUGUAUCUCCAAUUGAAUCUAAACAUCCAUAACCCCUCCACACCAUGGAAAAUCCCGUCCUUUCCGGCCUUCGCUGUCUGCGAACCAGAACACUUCUUCGAAACACCUCGAUCUCAAGAUACUCAAACCUUCAUAGCUCUGCCACCCGCGCUGCACAAAGUACACGUUCAUACUCUACUCCAACAAUCAGUUCACCCCGCACUCUUGCACAAAGCGGAGCUCCUUGCCCCUCAUCAGCUUUCGCCCGCCUUAGAUUCUACAGCAGUGAAUCCUCUCCAUCCACAAUCGAAGGUACCGUAGGCGAAGGUGCAGAUGGAGCUGCGGCAGAUAAACUCGAAGCACCAUCUCAUCUCGACGAAGCAGAGAAGAAGAUUUGGAGUUUAUUAUACAACGAAAUUGCGCCCACAAAACUGCAGGUGCAGGAUAUAAGUGGUGGAUGUGGAAGUAUGUAUGCGAUUGAGGUUGUUAGUGAAAAGUUUAGGGGCUUGAAUAUGUUGAAACAACAGAGAUUGGUCAAUAAAAUACUGGGGGACGAGAUUAAGGGAUGGCACGGUGUACAAUUGAGGACUAGUGUGCCUUGAUUGGAGAAGGGGAAUUGACAGGAGGCAUUUGAAUGGUUAUAGAGAUAUGCAUAAUGCUGCAUUUGGCAGGCUUGUUGCAUGAAAGGAAACGUGUAGAUCGGGUCGAGGUGGCCUGGGCAUCUGAACAUUGGAAGAUGACAAUUCUAUCGUGUACAAUAUGGACUGAACACGGGAAUAUCGGAAUGCAGGAAUAAAGGAAGUAACGACGGAGUGGAAUUACUUCUAAUAGGAUGAAGCUUAAUGAUAAAAUUCAAGAUACUCCUCUCUCCA